Spodoptera littoralis (African cotton leafworm) is the source of this 414-nucleotide messenger RNA. The record is from the annotation of a GenBank genome assembly. Lineage: Eukaryota; Metazoa; Arthropoda; Insecta; Lepidoptera; Noctuidae.
AUGGCGGGGUUAGUUCGAGCAGGAUUUUCUUUUGCUAGAAAUGCUAUUUUCUCAACAUCAAUACGCUCCAUAGCAACGACAAAUCCCUUAAAUUUGAAAGAGAUUCGUGAACGUACGGAAGGUUCUUCAAUAGUAAUAGAAGCUAUUAAUGUGCCGUCACCGCGCACUGAGCUCUUGGUUCGAGCAGAGAACCUUCCAAAUUAUGAGCCUGUGGUGAGCCCAUCAGAGAAGCCUCCUUGCUACAUGUGUGCUUUAGGAUUAGAUGUGAAACACACAGAUGUUCUUAUCCUGAGUCAGUUUGUGAGGUCAGAUGGCUGCAUGUUACCUCGUAGAAUCACUGGCUUGUGUCGAAGACAACAGAAGAAAAUGGGCAAGUUAGUGACUAUGGCUCAGAAAGCUGGUAUGUACACUUAA